Molecule: messenger RNA, 1080 nt
Organism: Habropoda laboriosa
Lineage: Eukaryota; Metazoa; Arthropoda; Insecta; Hymenoptera; Apidae
Exons: 2
Coding region: 370-1080 (236 amino acids)
Source: RefSeq, a predicted model, not a curated record
CGUAAUGGUAAAGUAGCCAUUUUGAAGCUGUCAAAACGAUUCUUGCCAUUUGAUUGUGUGCGGUAUCUGUUUCCUCGAAUUUUGACAUUCACUUUUGAUUACUAUUCAAUUUUUAUGCUGUUGGUUACUCACGCCGUAAACGGUGUAUUUAAUUGUAAACGUAAAGAUGCUUUAAAAGUCAAGCGAAUGUACAACUGAUAUUUAUCACUGUUCUGUGAGAAAAAUGUUGAAGUUAGCUGCUGCGAAUUUUUCCAACGUCGUCCCAAGUAAUUUCUCAAUGAUUGUUUAGUACUGUCAUUUACCGAUUCGUUUAAGCCUGUUCAAGUUAUUUAAAAAGAAAAUAGUAUAGCUAUACGCAAAAUUGAGAAAAUGGCGACAGAUAUCGAGGAAUCAGACACGGAUGAUCAUGAAAGACCUGCUCCACCUAAACGACAAUGCACACGACUUGUUCAGGCCGUCGAAACCACUUGGGAUAUGGAUAAAAGUUCAAAUGAAAAGGAAGAUAUGACACAAGAAACGGAGAACAUAGAAUAUGAUGAGGUGGAAAGGCUGGCCAGAGAAAAGUUAAAAAGAUGGCAAGCUUGUCAGGUGGCUAAGGGAUACGUGGAUAACACCAUCAACAAAGUAUUGGAGAAUUAUAUUAUGGGAACAUCAACCUCCUAUUCUCUGGAGGAAUCUAGAUUUCAGUUGUUCAGAGGAAAUGACAUGGAAGAUACUGCAGUUAUGAUGGCAAUUCGUAAUCAUGGUCUAGUUCAAUCUGCAGAAAUUGUCUCUCAAUCCAGUGCUUUUUACAGUGACAAAGCUCCAGGGUAUUGGACCAAUAAUGAGUACACUAAUGUGCAUUGUUCCUGCCCCUCGAAUCGCAUCCAAGGUAUUGGCAACUUUGAAGAUUCUGUAGCUACUACAUCUACAGAUUCAUUGAGACUGAGCAACUCAAAGAGCUCAGAAGAAUAUAAUAGACUUGACUGGGACUUGGAUACAAUAGAUGAGAAUGAUCAGCAAGAGAACUUUUUAGAGAGAGCUGUAGCUGAAGCAAUUAAGAAAAAGGGGCUCAGUGCUCUCAGUGUUGACUAUGGUUGA